Hylaeus volcanicus is the source of this 2474-nucleotide messenger RNA. It is a transcript of the gene Elp2, whose product is annotated as elongator complex protein 2. Gene Ontology annotation, cellular component: elongator holoenzyme complex. The record is from RefSeq and is a predicted model, not a curated record. Gene Ontology annotation, biological process: tRNA wobble uridine modification. Lineage: Eukaryota; Metazoa; Arthropoda; Insecta; Hymenoptera; Colletidae. The transcript is spliced from 2 exons. Gene Ontology annotation, molecular function: protein binding. Bases 97 to 2418 code for a protein of 773 amino acids.
UUUCGUGGCCAUAUUUGUUGUUAUAAUUUUUCGAGGUUAGAUUAGUAAUUUAACAGACAGUCGCAUGUAAAUAGUAUUUAUUAAUAAUAAAAAGAUAUGACAUCUUAUAUAUCGUGUGCUUGUAAUCGAGUUCCACAUUCGGCUGACUGGGGACGAAAUGGUCUCGUUUGCUUUGCAGCAUGUCAUGCGGUUGCAAUUUACGAUCCGUCUGUCUCAAAAAUUGGAAAAGUGACAAAUACACUUCACCGGCAUAAAGGACGUGUUAAUACAGUUCGAUGGAUCAAACGACUUAAUUCGGAAAGUGAAUUCGAAUUAUUAUCAAGUUCGACGGAUGGAACUGCUAUUAUUUGGAGCAAAUUGAAGGAAUGCUUUGAAUGCACCUCUGUUAUUGAAUGUGGCGAUGCCCUUACAUUUAGCAAUUCUUUGUACCUUUCUAAACAUGAUUCUCGAAAUGAAGAAACCUUUCCUAAGUUACUGAUAUGUACCGGAUCGAUUAAAGGUGAUUUAAAAAUAUGGUCCAGAGAUACACGUGGCAACGUAAAAUGUUUUCAGGUACUCAUGUCCGAAAGGAAGUUACCAAUAGAAGCUUCUUUCUCUCGUUUACCACAUACGAAUCUGACACUUUUAGCAGUCGCAACGGAAAGCUCAACAAUCGAGCUAUACGCAACAGAUUCCGAUAUUAUAGAAGAGUUACGUUUCAUUAAGGUCCAAGUUUUAGUCGGACACGAAGAUUGGGUACGUUGUAUGGAUUUUAAUCGCGACACGGAUGAUAGCAUUUUACUCGCGACUGGUUCUCAAGAUGCUAUGAUACGAUUGUGGAAAAUUUCUGUUAAUGUUAAUAAAUAUUCAAACGAUGAAUUGUAUCAGAAAGAACAAGUAUUCGUAGCGAAGGGUACGAAGUACAAUAUUACUUUGGAAUCUGUGCUUUACGGUCACGAUGGCUGGAUUUACGGCGUACAUUGGUAUCCGUUGCAAACAACGAAAAAUAGAACUUUAAGAUUGUUAUCUUGUUCAAUGGAUAAAUCCAUGAUUAUAUGGGAGCCAGACGAAAUAACUGGAAUUUGGUCGGAAAAAGUUAGAGUGGGAGAAGUUGGUGGUAAUUCAUUAGGUUUUUACGGUUGCAAAUUUAGCGGGAACGGAUCGAAUAUACUAGCCCACGGAUAUCAAGGGUCCUUUCAUAUUUGGGAAUACUUGGACAAUGCAAAGAAUUGGAUUCCAAAGUCUAUGCCAAGCGGUCAUUUCGCAGAAGUAGUCGACCUUUGCUGGGACCCUAAAGGAAGGUUUCUCGUUACUACAAGCACAGAUCAAACAACGAGAAUUCAUGCACCAUGGAAAAAUAAAACGACAGAGUUUUGGCAUGAAAUUGGACGUCCGCAAGUUCACGGAUACGAUAUGAAUUGCUUAGCCGUGUUAACUCCGUACAUGUUUGCUUCAGGAGCAGAAGAGAAGGUUACACGUAUAUUCACAACUCCGAUAACGUUUAAGAACUAUUUAGGAAAAAUUGCUGAUAUCGACGACUUUAAAAAUACGGUAGCCGAAAGUGCAUCGGUACCUGCUCUUGGAUUAACGAAUAAAGCGACAUUUAACGAUAGUAUUCGAACGAAAGAAACCGAAAUCGAUGAUUUUAAAAAUGAAGAUUACGUUCCUCCCACAGAGGAAGAGUUGAUGCAAAGUACGCUAUGGCCAGAACUACAAAAACUUUAUGGUCACGGCUAUGAAAUAUUUUCCAUAGCUGCCAGACACGAUGGAUCCUUAUUGGCGACUGCGUGUAAAUCAACUUCAACGGAGCAUUCUGCGAUAUUAUUAUGGAAUACGGUCACAUGGACGCAAAUUCAGAAACUUAUAUCUCACCAAUUAACCGUAACGCAAAUGGAAUUUUCACCCAACGACAGAUACCUAGUAUCCGUAUCCAGAGAUAGAAAGUGGUCGUUGUUCGAAUGCAACGACGAUAAGUAUACUUUAAUAGCAGCCAGUUUGAAAAAAGAUAAUCUUCACACUCGUAUAAUAUGGUGCUGUUCGUGGACGCAUGAUUCAUGUUUCUUUGCGACUGGUUCUAGAGAUGGAAAAAUUGGAAUUUGGAAUCCAAAGCUUAUCGAUGACAAAGUUCUUCCAGUCACGCAUUUGGAUGUAAAAGAUUCUGUUACAGCGCUUUCGUUUGCUCUUCUGAGUAUAUCCGAAUGUACUUAUAUUUUAGCAGUAGGAUUUGAAUCAGGUUGUAUAGAAAUACAAAGGUUGCAAAUGUUUACAAAUAAUUUUGUAUGGCAAAAGUGUAUAGUGUAUAAUUCUUCUCAAGCGCAUCAUUUAACUGUAAGAAGGCUUAAAUUUCGACCACAAAAACAAUAUACAAAUAUCGUACAAUUGGCAAGCUGUGGAUCUGAUCAUACUGUUAAAAUACACGAUAUAGAUAUUACAAUAUAAAAAGAUCUACGAAAUAUUCGCAUUUUUAUAUAAUAAAAUUGUUUACUUGAUCUUAA